Nicotiana tabacum (common tobacco) is the source of this 1663-nucleotide messenger RNA. Its product is annotated as putative serine/threonine-protein kinase. Gene Ontology annotation, biological process: protein phosphorylation. The record is from RefSeq and is a predicted model, not a curated record. Gene Ontology annotation, molecular function: protein kinase activity; ATP binding. NCBI's taxonomy places the organism in Eukaryota, Viridiplantae, Streptophyta, Magnoliopsida, Solanales, Solanaceae.
CAAUUCUAAUCAAUGAAACUCCUCCCUUUCUGUUGCUUUUCCUCCCACUCCUCUUCUCCUUGGUUUUCACACUCUUUCCCAUUAAUGUUUUAAUAAAAAGUUGGUGCUUAUAACUAAAUUGCAUAACCAAAAUUCAAGACUGAGUUUCAUAUUCAAGAAUUAUGAAGUUUUCUUUUCCAUUUCUCAAGUGUUUUAGCUCAUCAUCAGCUACUUUAGAGGGCAGCCAAAUCCCAUAUGGUGGACAAAUUUCCCAGCAUUUUACAGUGUACUCUUACAAUGAAUUGAAAGCUGCAACUCAUGGAUUUAGAGCUUCAAAUAAAAUUGGAGAGGGUGGUUUUGGUUCUGUUUACAAGGGUAAGCUUCAAGAUGGAAUUUUUGUGGCUGUAAAAGUUCUAUCAGUUGAAUUGGAAUCAAUGCGAGGUGAAAGGGAAUUUGUAUCAGAAAUAGCUGCAUUGUCUGAUAUUAAACAUGAAAACCUUGUCAACCUCAGAGGAUGUUGUGUUGAUGGAGCAAAGAGACUUUUAGUCUAUGAUUACAUGGAAAAUAACAGUCUUUCCCAAACAUUCUUAGGUGGGGAGCAAAACAGAAGUAAAUUUACAUGGACACUAAGGAAAGAAAUUUCAAUAGGAAUAGCAAAAGGACUUUCAUAUCUACAUGAAGAAGUGAGUCCACAUGUUGUACAUAGGGAUAUUAAAGCCAGCAACAUACUACUUGAUGAGGAUUUUACACCAAAAAUUGCAGAUUUUGGUUUGGCUAGGCUAUUUUCAGAGAACAUGUCACACAUUAGUACCCGAGUUGCUGGAACCUUAGGCUAUCUUUCUCCAGAAUACGCCGUCAGUGGACAUUUAACACGCAAAUCAGAUGUUUAUAGCUUUGGAGUUGUGUUACUAGAAAUAGCCAGCGGUUCUCCUGUAGUUGCAUUUGACAUUACUAGAGGAGAGCAUUUCCUAGUUAACAAGGCAUGGGAAAUGUACAAUUCUGACCAACUAUUAGAGCUAGUGGACCCUGUUUUGGAUAGAGAAAUUUCGAGCGAUGAAGCUGUCCGAUUCUUGAAAGUUGGCCUACUCUGCGUGCAAGAGAACGCCAGCCUCCGCCCCAAAAUGUCAAUGGUCAUCAAGAUGUUGAGCAGCAAUGGCGCGACAAUAGUAGAUGAAAUGAAGAUUACUCAGCCUGGGAUUGUUGCUGAUUUAAUGGAUGUUAAGAUAGGCAGAAAACAUUCUUCUCAAAGCUUUUUUUCUAAAGCUUCCACAAGUAUGAGCCCAGGAAGCCCAUUUCAAACAGGAAGAAGGAAGUAGUAAAAAAGGGCAGCUUGGUACACUAAGCUUCCGUUAUUGGCGGAGUCUGGGUAAGAGAUGGACCACAAGGAUCUAUUGUACGCAAUCUUACCCUACUUUACUGCAAGAGGCUGUUUUCACGGCUCGAACAAGGGAGUAGUGAUAGCUAGAAAUUAGAAUGUACUUUGUACAAAGAGUAUAUUGUGCACACAGAUUGAAACACAUGCACUAAGUUUGCUCACUUUUAUUUUUUUCCCUUUUUUGGUUGUUGGAGAAAUUGUAUAUUAAUGUGGGCAGCUAGGUCUUUUAUUAUUGUUUUUGGUGGAUACUUUGUUGUAGACACUACCUUUAAUAUUGUUUUAUUCUUGAUACCUUUUUUCAGUUUCUCA